Aspergillus melleus is the source of this 846-nucleotide messenger RNA. RefSeq names its product SDR family oxidoreductase. Gene Ontology annotation, biological process: triglyceride catabolic process; phosphatidic acid biosynthetic process. Gene Ontology annotation, molecular function: triacylglycerol lipase activity; acylglycerone-phosphate reductase (NADP+) activity. The transcript is spliced from 3 exons. Gene Ontology annotation, cellular component: endoplasmic reticulum; lipid droplet. The record is from RefSeq and is a predicted model, not a curated record. The coding region runs from base 1 to 846 and encodes 281 amino acids. Lineage: Eukaryota; Fungi; Ascomycota; Eurotiomycetes; Eurotiales; Aspergillaceae.
AUGCCUGAAUCAAACACACCUCCGCGCAAAACCGUCCUCAUUACAGGCUGCAGCAAUGGUGGCAUCGGCUCGGCGCUAGUCGAAACGUUCCACGAGCGCGGCCUCCACGUCUUCGCGACCGCACGCACCCUCUCGAAGAUGUCGCAGAUCGAAAAGCUCCCCAAUGUGACUCUCCUACAGCUUGACGUCUUGUCGCAAUCCAGUAUCGACGCGGCCGUUGAAGCCGUCACUGCCCAAACCGGCGGCAAACUCGACUACCUGAUCAACAACUCCGGACAGUCCUGCAUUCAACCCGCGUUAGAGACUUCCAUUGAGCGCGCCAGGGAGAUCCACGAUGUCAACUUCUGGGGCACUGUCCGCGUCACGCACGCCUUCUCGCCGUUGGUUAUCGCGUCCAAAGGAACCAUCGCCAAUGUCUGCUCUAUUGCGGCGGUGUUGCAUGUUGCUUGGGGUGCAUUCUACAACUCCUCCAAAGCCGCCGUCCGCUCAUACAGCGAAACACUUCGCGUCGAGCUGGCCCCUCUCGGUGUAAAAGUGAUCACCGUGAUGGCCGGCGUUGUCGGCACGAACAUCUUUGAGAACCACCCCGAAGCAAAUCUCUCCGACUCCUCGCCAUGGAAACCUGCAGAGGACGUGAUCCAAGGUCAGGCAGCCGGGUCAAUGACCGAAGGAGCUAUGCCGCGGUCGGUGUUUGCGCGCCACGUCGCGGACAGUGUACUUGGCGGCGCGACAGGGAUGACUUGGGUGGGGAAGAUGGCCUCAUUCGCGUACUGGAUUUCGGGAUUCUUGCCGAUUUGGAUGCUGGAUCGUAUCAUAAUCUAUUCGGGUGGGCUGGAUCGGUGUUAA